GUUAGAAAGUAAAAGUAAAAUGACAGAUGACAGGAAUAAUAACCAGGCAAAAAUAUAUGACAGACAAGGUUAAAUUCGAAAGACAAUGUAUAAAGUUAUUAAACGCAUUAAUCCUGACUAGCAAUGCAAAAGGUUAAUAUUGAGACCGAAUGGAAAUAUGUAAAAUAAAAUUGUAAACCUUGUAGUAUUAUUAAUAAUGUAGAUCAAGGAGAAUUUGCACUCUUAAGGGAUUCUAAACUCUAUGUAAACUGCCAGAACUUUAUUUCUAUUCCCAAAGACUUUGAAGAAACUGAAUUCACUGUUUAUGAAGGCGAUAUAGAUGGAUUUCAUUUUUUACCCUAUGGAAAGGGUGUAUUUAAGAGCAAGACUGAAAGAUUUGAAGGAUUUUUCGCAGAUGGAUUUGCUUGUGAUCUUUGCACCUUAGAAAAGUCGUAAUUAAGUUCCAAAAUUAAAUGCUAUUACUCAUGGGGAUAGAAACAUGGCAAAUACGAGGAAGAAAACAAUAACUAACUAAUUCAGGGUUUUUUUGAAAACGAUUUGAAGUAAGGAUUGUUCACUGAGAAGUAGAAAACCGCUGGCAAACAAGAAUAUAAAUACUACAAAAAUGGAAUAAUGUAAAAUUUUGACGGAUAAACUUACGACAAUCAAUAAAAGAAACUUAGUACGACUACUCGUUAUCUGUUCAAUCAUUAGGAUUAUUCAAUUAAUAACUUUACUUUCAAAGGUCUCUAUUAUGGAGAAUGGCUUAAUCAAUUAAUAGUAGAUUAUUAUCUGCAAUUGGUCAUUGACUACUACAAGGAUUCCCUUGCAGAAUCAAUCUACCAUCUUAAUACAAUCGAAUGCCAGGACAUCUUUUCAAGUUAGAUGAUUGCAAAGGAUUCGAAACCCAUAAUUCCACCAAAACUCCUAGAAAUUAAUUGUCUAAUCUCUGAUAUCAAGAAAUUAAUUUUUAUAAUGAAUGUUGAUAGAGUACACUUUUUAGUGUUGGUAUGCUAAAAUUAGUAACUCUUCCUAUUGAAUUCAUAGAAAAAUAUUCUUCAAGAUAAAAUUAUCUUACAGAAAGUUGUAAAGAUUAUCCCUUCCAUUAGCAAAGCAAAAAAUAAUUCAGAAAAACUUAAAAUUGUAGAAGUAGGGCAAUAACAUAAUAAUUUUGAUUGUGGAAUUCACUCUAUUUACAAUACACUACUAUAAUACAAAUACUGCGAUAAAAAGGUUAAUGAGAUCGAUUACCAAGCUACCAAAAAGAUGAUGGAGAAACUUAGAAUACAUGUAAAAAAUGUUCUAAUCAAUGACUAUGCCCAUUUACUCCCCUAAAUUUCUGAUUCUAAAUAAAAUCAUAGAUAUUGA
Paramecium octaurelia is the source of this 1347-nucleotide messenger RNA. The record is from the annotation of a GenBank genome assembly. NCBI's taxonomy places the organism in Eukaryota, Ciliophora, Oligohymenophorea, Peniculida, Parameciidae.